Messenger RNA from Daktulosphaira vitifoliae (grape phylloxera), 1012 nucleotides. RefSeq names its product methyl-CpG-binding domain protein 4-like. The transcript is spliced from 4 exons. NCBI's taxonomy places the organism in Eukaryota, Metazoa, Arthropoda, Insecta, Hemiptera, Phylloxeridae. Gene Ontology annotation, biological process: DNA repair. The record is from RefSeq and is a predicted model, not a curated record. Gene Ontology annotation, cellular component: nucleus. The coding region runs from base 202 to 819 and encodes 205 amino acids. Gene Ontology annotation, molecular function: catalytic activity; DNA binding.
AAUUUUAAUGCAAUCUUAAUGCUAAUUUUACUUGCAAAAACUUUUUUGUUUAUUUCUUGAUGAAUAAAGUUAGUUAAUUUUUUCAUUUGUUCAACCAUUUUCAGCUUUUUAAAAACAAUUUCUCAAAGUGAAAUAGCAAUUAUUUUUGCAUCAUUUUUUUUUUCAAAUUAUCUUAAUUAAGAGAAUAUAGGCGAAAAUUAAAUGGACAAAAAUUUUAUUGAGAAUAAAAAUAAAAGUAUCGAAAACAAAAUUUUAUCAUCUACCAAAAAAAAGAUAUCAUUAAAAAUAAAUCAUUGUAGAAGACCAGGUUUGGUCUAUAGAAAUUUGGUGAAGAAUUUGGUAAACUCUGAGAAAACUAGUGUAUAUUUUAAAAACUCUAUAGGGAAACAAUGGAUACCACCUAGGUCACCUUAUGCUUUGAUUCAAGAAGACCUUUUCCAUGAUCCUUGGCAACUGUUGAUUGCUACAAUAUUUUUAACCAAAGUUACUGCUAAAAUGGCUAUACCAAAAAUUCAUAAAUUUUUUAAAAAAUGGCCAAAACCAGAAGAUGUUAAGAAAGCAGAAACAUUAGAUUUACUUCGAUCUGUUGAUAAUUUAGGAUUAGAAAAUACAAGAGUUAAAACUAUUAAAGGCUUCACUGAAGAUUAUUUGACUAAAGAUUGGAAGUAUCCUAUAGAAUUAUAUGGGAUUGGAAAAUAUGGUAAUGAUUCGUAUAGAAUAUUUUGUGUUAAUGAAUGGAAACUUGUACAACCUGAUGAUAUUAUGCUAUCUAAAUAUAAAGAAUGGCUUUUACGGAAUGAAGAAACUUUUGGCUUAUAAAACUGUUUAUAUUUUUACUUUGUUUAUGAUUUAUUAUUUUAUUGAUAAUUUUUAAAGACCUAUUUAUAUAUUUCAUUAUCAUGUUAUUGUAGAUUAUAAUUUUUUUUAAAUUUAUUAGUAACAUAAUUAUAAUAUUACAUUUUUUAAUCUAAAUACUGUUGAAAAUUUAUCAAAUAAUAUAUAGCGAAUCAUU